Lutra lutra (Eurasian river otter) is the source of this 1302-nucleotide messenger RNA. It is a transcript of the gene GNPTG, whose product is annotated as N-acetylglucosamine-1-phosphate transferase subunit gamma. Lineage: Eukaryota; Metazoa; Chordata; Mammalia; Carnivora; Mustelidae. The record is from RefSeq and is a predicted model, not a curated record. The coding region runs from base 43 to 1038 and encodes 331 amino acids. The transcript is spliced from 10 exons. Gene Ontology annotation, cellular component: Golgi apparatus.
GUGACCGGGCGGCGCCCACGUGACCGCGCGCGCGGCGGAGCGAUGGCGGCGGGGCUGGCCGGCUUUCUGCUGCUGCUGGGGCUCGCGGCGCGCGGGCCCGCGCCCGCCGCUGCCGCCAAGAUGAAAGUGGUGGAGGAGCCCAACGCGUUCGGGCUCAACAACCCGUUCCUGCCCCAGACCAGUCGCCUCCAGCCCAAGAAGGACCCUUCACCCGUGUCUGGGCCCGUGCACCUCUUCAGGCUUUCCGGCAAGUGCUUCAGCCUGCUGGAGUCUACGUACAAGUACGAGUUCUGCCCGUUCCACAACGUGACACAGCACGAGCAGACCUUCCGUUGGAACGCCUACAGCGGGAUCCUGGGCAUCUGGCACGAGUGGGAAAUCGUCAACAGCACCUUCCGGGCCAUGUGGAUGCGCGACGGCGACUCGUGCCGCACCCGGAGCCGGCAGAGCAAGGUGGAGCUGACCUGCGGAAAAAGCCACCGCCUGGCCCACGUGUCCGAGCCGAGCACCUGCGUCUACGCGCUGACGUUCGAGACGCCUCUGGUGUGCCACCCACACUCAUUGUUAGUGUACCCCGUGCUGCCCCCGGCCCUGCAGCGGCGCUGGGACCAGGCGGAGCAGGACCUAGCCGACGAGCUCAUCACGGUGCAGGUGAGGUGUGGGGCGGGCACCCCUCCCUGGGGCACAGCGCAGCUCGGAGCUGGCUGUUCCCUCCUCCCCCGUCCCCAGGGCUACAGCAAGGUGCUCCGGGCACUCUUUGAGGACGCUGGCUACCUACGGCCCCUAGAAGAAGGGGAGUCGGCGCGGGAAGGAGCGGUCAAGGACCCGGUGUUCCAGACCUUAGAGAGCUGCAGUGAGGCACACAGAGAGCUGGCGAAGGAGCUGCGGAGACUGCAGAGCGCGCUGACGCAGCACGGCCUCUCCUACGCCAGCCCCGAGGGAACUCCCAGCUCCGAGCACGUGGGCCCCAAGACACCCACAGACGGGACAGCAGAGUGGCUACGAGGCGACCCGGGACUGCGUGGGAACACCUUGUGACCGGAGACAGGCCGAGGGCGGCCCCAGACCCGCGGGGGGGGGGGGCAGGCGGGAGCCGCUUCCUUUGGGACCCGGGAGGCACUCAGGCUCGGCUCAGGCAGACAGAAUAAAGACUCAAAGUUUUAAUUAAUUCCUGUACUGAUAAAAAUAAUUCCAUGGGUUCUGUAAACCACUGCGUAAAUGCUGUAGUGUAAGAAACUUCUUAAACAAGUGUUAACUCGGAACAAUUCACUACACGUAAAUGAUUAUGCGUUAUAAAUACUA